Messenger RNA from Scophthalmus maximus (turbot), 651 nucleotides. Its product is annotated as histone H2B-like. The transcript has a single exon. The record is from RefSeq and is a predicted model, not a curated record. Lineage: Eukaryota; Metazoa; Chordata; Actinopteri; Pleuronectiformes; Scophthalmidae. Gene Ontology annotation, cellular component: nucleosome. Bases 20 to 394 code for a protein of 124 amino acids. Gene Ontology annotation, molecular function: protein heterodimerization activity; structural constituent of chromatin; DNA binding.
UUGAGGACUCGGAGAAACGAUGCCUGAACAAUUGAAAUCUGCGCCCAAGAAGGGCUCCAAGAAGGCGGUGGCCAAGACCGCCGGCAAGGGCGGCAAGAAGAGGAGAAAGUCCCGCAAGGAGAGCUACGCCAUCUACGUGUACAAGGUGCUGAAGCAGGUGCACCCCGACACCGGCAUCUCCUCCAAGGCCAUGGGCAUCAUGAACUCGUUCGUGAGCGACAUCUUCGAGCGCAUCGCCGGCGAGGCCUCCCGCCUGGCGCACUACAACAAGCGCUCCACCAUCACCUCCAGGGAGAUCCAGACCGCCGUGCGCCUGCUGCUGCCCGGCGAGCUGGCCAAACACGCCGUGUCCGAGGGCACCAAGGCCGUGACCAAGUACACCAGCUCCAAGUAAACUGCUCCGGAGACUCCAACAGACCAACGGCUCUUUUAAGAGCCACACACUCGAUCUACAGACCAACGUCCUUCACUUUGACUUGUUCGUUCAUCAAACACCAGGUUGAUCCUCACCAGCUCAACGAGACUGCUGCCCCCUAGCGACCAACAAGCAGAGGUGUUCGUCUACAGACUCAUGUUCAGCGUCACGUUCCUCCUUAAAUAACAAUAAACAUCACUCACUGUCUGUGAUGAGAAAUAAACUUAUAACCUGCA